AUGUAUCUACCAGAGCUUUCUUCAGGGAGUGAGGCGGAGCCAUCACCACACAACAGACACCGACCCUUAUUACUGACCUUUGCCCUGCCAAGGUCUGCCUUCCUCUGCUGCCCCAAAGAAGAGGUGAGAAUACUUUACACAGUCCAAUGGAGAUGAGGUCUCAUCGGGAUAACGAGGCCAUGCAGGUCUUUGUGUCUGACAGGGUUCCUGUACUUUUGGACUUGGGAAGAUCUCAGAGGGAACGCUUUAGGAAGUGUUCUUCUUUCAGGACCAGACUCAAAGUGAACACCAUGUUUGUACAUCUACAGCAAACGAGGCGAAUAAUGAGAAAGAAGAGCAUCGAGUUCAUUCAGAAGGAAAUAUGGAGAAGAAGAAGAAGAACUUGAUGGUCCAUAGAUCCACAGAUCUGCUGGAGUCCAGAAAGAGGCUCAAAGAAGAGACAGUCAUGUUGAUGUGGACUUUAGAGAAAGUGAUCCUGGAUCUGAAACAUGAUCCUGGUUCAUCAUCUGACUCACUCAGCUGCUCUCAGGUUUUUGUACCACUGUUUCUCACUGUGGGAAGGAGGCUACUACCUCAUUUUCGGCUCUGGGACUAAACUGAUUGUAACAGGUAAGAACAAAAACUUUAUCUUUAUUGUUUGAACUGAUUUAUAAAACCUCAAAAUCUCUCCACAAAUCUGAAGUUAUUGAUGAAUUUCUGAUAAAUCUGAGUUUGAUAUGAAAUGUUGAGACACUGUCACCUCUAUAUUUGGUCCUCUCUGUGAGUCAGAACCAUCAUUUCUUUAUUUAUAAUGUUAAGACAGUCAAAGUAACCUCAUGUCAAUUAUAUCAAUAUGAGGCACCAAAAACCUUUGUGUGGGAAUAUUUGUACAAGUAGACAGAUACUCAAUAUUAUCAACUAAUAUUUACAAUAAAUGUGAUUUAAUCUGGAUCUAUGGAUAAACUAUAGAAGCGUUUAUAUUUAAAUAUGUAAGGAAAUGUUAUUAUAUUUUAUUGUCUGUAAAUGAAGCUAAAAAAUGAGAUUACAGUCAAACACAUGGAGGAUGGUACAGAGGUAUGAAGAGUCUGAGUGUUUGUACAAAUUAUUAUAUUCAAACAGGAUUGAUGAUCUUAUCCUCAUUAUAAUAUAUUAUAUUAUACUAUAUUAUAUUAUAUUUAUCGGCAGCCCUGAUGUUUUUCUAAUUUUGUAACAAUAAUGUAGAAUAAUAAAUAAAUUACAGAUAUAAUGAUUCAUCACUUCUCUAAAAAGAGCUGAAUGCUCAGACUUACAACCUAAAAAUGUAGAAGAUAAUGUAAGGACUAAAAUCACCAUUAAAUUCUCUGAGAAUAAAAAUGUGUGUAUAUUAUGGACAAAGUACUUUAAAGUUUAUUGAAAACAGUAAUAAAGUUGUGAUUCAGCUUUGUUGUAAAUAAAUAGUAUUUGUAGUUUAAAACUGUUUCAAUGAUUUUAAUUUUUGUGAGUUAUAGAAAGUCAGAAAAUGUUGUUCAAGACUUUAGAGUGUGUGUGUGUGUGUGUGUGUGUGUGUGUGUGUGUGUGUGUGUGUGUGUGUGUGUGUGUGUGUGUGUGUGUGUGUGUGUGUCAGAUAAGCCCGUGGUGAAGCCCGUGGUGAGUGUGUACCCGGCAGCAUCCAGAGCCCAGCUGGAGGGGAAGAGCUCCCUGCUGUGUGUGGCCUCAGACAUGUUUCCUCCUCUGGUCCAGAUCUCCUGGAGAAGACGGGAGGAAGACGGUUCUCUGAAGGAGAUGUCCUCUGAUGAAGGAGAGCAGCUGGAGCUCAGAGAGUCUGGACGCACCGUCUCCAUCCUGAUGAUCCCUCAGAGGGAGAACAGAACAGACAGAUACCUCUGCACGGUGCUGCACCAGGGGAGCAGCGUGGACGCUCACACUGAACAAGGUCCAGAAAGCUGGGUGUCUAAUUCAGCUUGAUUAGAUUGGAGAUGGUGGAGCAGAGGACUGACCUUUCUUUUUCUCUUUGUCUCUAACAGAAGUUCCUGCAGCUCCUGAAACCUCCUGUCCUCUAGAGAGAGAGCCGACUGAGCCGUCAGCCCUGCAAGAGACCGACUGUAAGAAUCAAGACAACUUUCUGAACCCUCAGAGGGAAGUUCAGGCACUGCUUUAA
Xyrichtys novacula (pearly razorfish) is the source of this 2116-nucleotide messenger RNA. Lineage: Eukaryota; Metazoa; Chordata; Actinopteri; Labriformes; Labridae. The record is from the annotation of a GenBank genome assembly.